UAUCUGGAAAGUGUGUGAGGUGGUGUCCAGGAUCACAGGAACCACCAACCAUGUCACUAAUGUCUUUCGUUCACCUUGUCCGCCAAAUACUCUCCCUUCUCCAAAAAAUGCUCGUCCUGUUGCUAAGAAACCAACCAACCAAUCAAAACCCUCCAUAACUGUCACCCUCCCAUUAACACUAUUGCUACAGCAGUUACCACGACAUCCAUUUCAACUCAGGGUCAAAUUCGUCAUGGCAACAACGAGUAUUGAACCUGAAGCCGUCCAAUCAGAAUGCAGGAUUCCAUUAGAGCGUAGACAGUGGACUGGAUGCUUUUGGUUAUGUCCCAUUCACUCCACAAAGAAUAGGAUCAGAGACCAACCUGACCACAGUGACUGGCAGUCCAUUUCCUACGGAUGACUUUGGUAGCACUCCAUUAAUUUUGACGGACGUUCCUCUACCCGCCCUCUUAUAAUACUGCUGACAAUGCAAGACGAGAUUUGUUUGGAGCACCCCCCUUUGGAGAGGGUUCAAAGGUUACGGCGACAAUGACAACUGUAGAUCAAUUUGGAGCAGUUCCUUUUAGCUGAAUUUUAACAUUUUAUUUUUCCGUCUGUUUAGUAUAAUUAUUUUUUAUAAGUGUUGUUUUGUGUGUAGUAGGAUCGAUCACAUGACUGGACUAUUGACUGUGUCGGUAUAAUUAUUAUAAAUGAUGUUCAGUGCUUUACGCAAUAUCUUUGUUGAAAGAGUAAUUAAGUUUUUAUGGCCGGAAGCUUAAAGACCCUUGAAAUACAAAAAGAGGGUGUGGCACUUAAUUUGCUUUGUUUACUGUACUGAGGGGAGAAUUUGACAGAGUUUGAAAGAAGCUUCAAUGGCUGAACAAGAUUCAGAUGCUCAAAAGAAGUUAGCCGAGGACUUAUGGGAGGCUGUAGACAAUAAUGACGUCACCAAAGUUAGGUCCCUGUUGGGACAGGGGGCAGACCCCAACCACCAGCUCUACUGGAGUGACGAGUGGGCGGAUGAGGAGCCUCCAUUACAUUGGGCUUGCCUGAGGGGCAACCUUGAGAUUGUGAAGACACUUGUUACUCAUGGAGCUCAUACUGAAGAUGUGAGGGAUGGUGAGGGACAGUCACCACUGGACAGAGCUAUGGAGGAUAUGUAUGGUUAUGAUCAUAAAGGUUGUGUGGAUGUUGCCCUCUACCUGAUGAGCCGUGGCUGUGGUGGUGAUCAGGACAAAGCCAACCUACUGCGUGCAGCAUGUUACCAUGGUAUCCUGGGUGUAGUGAAGGAACUGGUUGAGCAACACGAAGUUGACCCCAAGAAUGUGAGGGAUGAUGAGGGACAGUCACCACUGGACAAAGCUCUGGGAGGUUAUAAUGAUGGUUGUGUGGAUGUUGCCCUCUACCUGAUGAGCCGUGGCUGUGGUGGUGAUGAGGACAAAGCCAGGUUACUGGGUGCAGCAUGUUACCGUGGCAACCUGGGUGUAGUGAAGGAACUAGUCGAGCAACACAAAGUUGACCCCAGUGUGACGCGUCGUCAUGAUUGGACCCCUCUCCACUAUGCAUGCAACUCCCAUGGAAACAAAGAUGUGGUGCAGUACUUGGUGGAGAAGGCCAACUGUGAUAUCAGUGUAACUAACGGUGAUGGCAAGACUUCUCUUGACAUUGCUACACGGGUGGGUCACACAAUUGCUGACUACCUCAAGUCUCUACCACAACAAUCUGCUGUGACUGGAGACACUGACUCCAGGAGUGUCGAGAAUGGACCACCACCAACAGAGAAACAAAAAGUGACCUCUGACCCUCUCUCCGGUCAACAGACACCCAAUGCUGGCAAUGAACAACCAGAAACAACUGAUACUCCAAAUGGUUCCAAACAACUUCCAUCCACUUCAAAGGAAGGCCCUAACCUAACCUCAUCAAAAUCAAAGGCCCUCAAUGAUGAAUCAUCGAAGUCUGAGCAAGCUCUUAAUGAAGCCAUGAAGGCUGGAUUUGUCCGUGUGAACAUUACUAAUCUACUGUUUUUCGGAAUGGCAGGCACUGGUAAAACCUCCACUAAGCAUCUCCUUCUGGGACUGCCUCCUCCUCAAGAUCGAAAUAGCACUCCAUUAGCUAGCACAGCAGAGAGGAUAUGUGUUCGACAAAUUCGUGACGCUACAAAGCUGAAAAUGGAAACUCGAGAAGAUCCCUCUAGAACAUGGAAACCAGUAACUAGUGAUGACCUACAACGCAUUGUUGCUGAUGCUAUUAAAUCUCAUGUAACCAGCUCAGAUCCUAACUCUAAAGCAUCUGCUAUCCCACAAGAACUCAGCAUUGCUCUGAAGCAACUUGAACCUAGCAAUGAAUCAAGUACGCCAGUUGAUGCAACUCCUUCGACUUCAAGAGCAACUAAACCAUCAGUAGCUGGAGCAAAAAAGAAGCGUCCUAAACAAAAAAGGAAAACAAGUAAAUAUCUUAACACUGUUUCAAAUGUAAUGGCAAAUAUUCAGCAGUUUUCUGAUGCUGAUCAUACUACUGUUCAAGAAAAGUUUGGAUCUAAUUGGAUCUACAUAAUCGAUAGCGGUGGUCAACCUCAUUUUCAUAAUCUACUGCCACUCUUCAUGCCCAAGAUUUCAGUAGCUUUGUACAUUCUUCGUCUGUCUGACUGCCUAGACGAUCAUCCACUGGUUGAAUACUACAAGGACAAAAAGCCAGUUGGCGAAAGUUUCAAGUCACAUCUCUCAGUUCUGGAUAACUUCAAGUAUCUCGUGCAGUCAAUUCAAUCUCACAGUGAAAACUGCAAGCUGGUAUGUAUUGGUACUCACAAAGACCAUCAAUCUGAAUGCAAGGAAAAAGUAUCCGACAAGAAUAGAACUUUGUUAAACUUUGCUGUGAAUGACGAGUCGACUUUUUUUUUCAACUUGAGGAAAAAAGAUGUCAUAUUUCCUGUUGAUUGCAAGCACUGUGAUUCUGCCAGUAAAGAAGUGGCAAAGACAAUUCGUGAAUAUGUUCACAAAGAGCUAAAUAACAUUGAAAUCCUGGUCCCUUUUUGGUGGUUUGUUUUGGAAAUUAUUGUCGAAAAAGUUUCAAACGAUCAAAGCAGAAAAGUUUUGAGCAAAACCGAAUGUGUAGAAAUUGCAAAAACGUUACAUAAUUUUCAUGAAGAUGCACUUUUUGAAGCUUUGAAAUUCUUCCAUGAGCAUCACAUCUUUCACUACUAUCCUGCCAUUCUACCAAAUGUGGUAUUCUGUGAUACUCAAGUGCUUCUCGAUAAAGUAACAGAGCUUGUCGAGUAUGCUGCAUAUCUGCGAGGAAGUAACACUCCAAUACACGGGUCAGGAAAAUGGUUCAAGUUUACUGAUAAAGGAAUUAUUACGAUUGAACUUUUAUCUGAUAAGAAUUUCGAAAAACAUUAUGUCGAUGGACUCUUUGAACCCACUCAUCUCAUUGAAAUAUUUAAGCACUUGCUGAUAGCCACCCCAUUUGAUUUAUUCUCAGGAGGGAAAGAUAAGCGUUUCUAUAUGCCAUCACUUCUAUCCUUGCUCCCACCAACUCAAGUCAAUGACAAACGAGCUGAUUUGCUUAAGUCUGGUUUGAUCCCACUCGUUUUACAAUUUGAAAAGAACUGGCAGUGCUGUGGAGUGUUUUGCUGUCUCCAAGUGUACUUGAUUAAAGAAUGUAAAUGGGAAAUUGAAAUGGAGGAUCACCAGCCGAGUAGAAACUUUGUACAAUUGAUCCACCGAGAGGAAGAUUGUUUUAUCACGCUAAUUGACGGAUUUUCAUUCCUCGAAAUUCAUUCCAGUAGUAAGCAAAAAGAAAUGCUGUCUUUGAUAUAUGAAAACGUUCUCUCUGGUCUACGAUCUGCUUACCAAGCCCUGAAAUACACGUAUGAGGAUCCUGAAGUUGCAUUUUUAUGUCCCCAUGAAUUCCCCUCCACUGAAGCAAGUGCAAGUCCCCAAGUGCCCCACCACCCAGCUCGUGUUCUGGGUAAAGGCACUUCUAUGAGGUGUACUCAACGCAACAGGAUGACGUAUAAGUUAGGAAAAGGUCACAAAGAUUGGCUCUCUGCUUGUAAACUGGAAGAUCUUCUAGCCUCAAGCCAGCGCAAAAGAUCAUUGCCAUCAGAUGUAGAAGUUGAAACUCCGUCAAAGCGUUCUAAGAAUGAUGUCACUGACAGUGUGCAAGGAUCAUCAUCAGAGAAGGAUACUAGCAAUGGAGGAAGUACACACCAGCCGAUUGUUUUGACUGGAGAUGAUAUUCAAGCAAUUCGCGAGAGUCUCAAGAAUGCAAGCAAAGAUUGGUUUGAUUUAGGAUUGGCUUUCGGAGUGAAGAUUAACGUUUUGGAAAACAUUGAAGAUGAUUACCGUCAUAACGAUCGCCGCCUAAUGAAGGUGGUAGCCAAGCGUCUUGAAGUCACUGAUCCAGAACAUCCGAUGACAUGGCCUUACAUAUGUGAAUGUCUAAGGAGGCCUACUGUUGCACGUAACGAUGUAGCCGAGGAAAUUGAAGACAAGUAUGUGAGGACAGCAACUGCAGUUGCUCAUAGUGCCACCAAUUGAUCAUGAUAACCUGACAAGGUAUGGAAUUCACUUGAAUUAAGGGGACGAAUAAACAUUGCAAGUAAAGAACUGACUCUGAAACUGACUCUGUAUUAUUAUACUGACACAAUGUCGUCUAUAUACCCUUUAAUUAUAAAAUAAUGUGACAUGAAUUAUUUUAUUUGAGUUCAA
Messenger RNA from Halichondria panicea, 4688 nucleotides. RefSeq lists its product as uncharacterized. Bases 852 to 4517 code for a protein of 1221 amino acids. Gene Ontology annotation, molecular function: protein binding. The record is from RefSeq and is a predicted model, not a curated record. The transcript is spliced from 15 exons. Lineage: Eukaryota; Metazoa; Porifera; Demospongiae; Suberitida; Halichondriidae.